AUGGUUAACUACAGUCCUCACGACAGCGGCAAAGAUGCGAACCGGGAGGAUAUCAUUUCCUACGGCGCAACUCCGUUGCUCGUCCAAGAUAGGCCUGUAUUUCGCUACCCCGAUACACCCCAGCCAACCUAUGGCUCUCCAUCGACUGUUAUCACAGACCACUCCCUACAACGCCAGCCCUCGCAUUACGAUACACACGAAUAUAGGCUCUCUCCAAUCCAGGGUAGCAGAAAGCGACGACGUAUCGAUAAUGAGCCUGAGGCCAGUGAAGGCACUGAUCAUAACUACGGGUACCGGCCUAUCUUGCAAAAUCUACCCCUACCCAUGGAUGACCCGUCGGCUCCAUCAGGCGGAUCGACCGACUUGACGUACGCUGAUCAUGUCGGCGCUUCAUCUUCUCGCCAGUCAUCGAACCAGGACUACCUCCAAAAUUCUCUCCCGCAACAACAUCACCAUCAUCGGCUACCACCCCAAGCAUUGGCAGCUACGGGUCAAGGCUCUGAAACCACGGGAUCAUACUUGCCGCAAGUCGACCGCAGUCACUUGACUGGUCCGGGCAUGCCUAAACCAUUUCCCGCGCCAAAAGCUCCAAAGACCAGAUUCGGCCCCGGGGAAGAUGCGCUGUUGAUAAAAGUAAAGGAGGAGUUACAGCUUUCCUGGAAUGAUAUUGCGUUCUUCUUUCCAGGGCGAAAAAAAGAAACAUUGCAAGUCCGUUACUGUACCAAGUUGAGGGAAAGGGUCGUGGUUUGGGAUGAUGAUUUGGAUCAGAAACUGAAAGCGGCGCUGAGGGAGUAUGAGUACAAUAAAUGGACGCACAUUUCCCGGAAGCUUGGGCCGGGUGUACAACCAGCGACGUGUCAGCGGAGAGCUGAAGAGCUUGGAUAA
Molecule: messenger RNA, 885 nt
Organism: Penicillium robsamsonii
Lineage: Eukaryota; Fungi; Ascomycota; Eurotiomycetes; Eurotiales; Aspergillaceae
Product: SANT/Myb-like DNA-binding domain-containing protein
Exons: 2
Coding region: 1-885 (294 amino acids)
Source: RefSeq, a predicted model, not a curated record